AGCUAAAACCCACCGGCGAUUUAUAUUCAAACUCGAAAUGAAAGUGCGUUUGGGGAGGACACAUAUCGAAGAAGGACGAUAAUAAUAACGGAGUGGCAGCGAAGAACGGAACGUGUCCGCGAGGUCGUCUAGCGGGAGAGACGGAGCGAUGAAAUCAGUUCCGUGUGCUCAUGCUAUCGGUGGAUUUGUUACAUCGCAGGAUCGUUGAGAGGCUAGGCGGCUUGCUCCAGGCGUUCAUCCAGCAGUGGUACUUGCCAGGAGCGGUGAUGAUGAAUGUGUACCGUGGUGGAGGGGGUGUGGCCGGUGUGAGAUAUAAUUGGAGUAAAGGCGAUACAAAAAUGUGCGUUAAAAAAAAACCAAAGAAAACGAGGACGUAACAAUUUCGGGUGAUGCCGAAUUUUAAAUUGCGCAGGAAGGCGGAUCGUACCACCCAGCGGCUGUCAAGACCACUGCGAGGUGGCGGACGACACCGCUGGCUGCGCGCAGCUUCUCUUCAACGCGUUGGAGUCUCUCGCCUCGAGGAUUCUCCUCGGUCGGCGCCCAGCCUCGCAAUCGGCGGCGAAACGAAGACCUCUCCAUUGCGCGCACAUCCCUCCGCAACCACCCCCCUCCCCCCCCCCCCCACACAUCGCAGCGUCGUCUUAAGCCACUCCACGUCACAGCUGCUCCGGGGAGAGAAGCUCUGAGCGUGGCGGUGAGAGGGGCUGCCUUGCCUGCGCAUGCUGUUGGAGGGAACCUUGUCUUUACACACACACACGCUACAACACGGUAGCGGCCACGGCAGUAACAGUCUCGUGUGUGUCUCUCUCUCUCUCUCUCGAGGCUUGUUUAUUUAUUACAGCGUUUGUGUUAUUUUUUCUUACCUGUUAUUUUGUUUGUUGCUGGUUUGGGCAGCGGUUGACCAACCCGCGCGUGAAUUGUCAUCGGACCAGCGACGGAAGGGAUUUUGGGCUCGCGAAACGUUUUUUUAUUUUCUGAUUUGCUGGCUUGCCUAGUCGCUCGCACACACACAGAGCCCGCAUCUUCUUCACCCCAGAGCGCGAAGCAUCCAGGAGAACGAACGAACGAACGCACGCGCGAAUCGACUCAUCUUGUCCCGACUACAUACGAGCCAAGGGUGGGGGGGGGGGGGCAAGUGAAAUUAAUACUCUGCGCGCGGCUGACAUAAUAACCAGUUGUGCGUUCCUCGUUGCGUUACAAAAAAAAACAACAACCUGGGCGUUCGCCGCGUCUCCUCGUUUUUGGGACUCGGGGAAGAGAAGCCGACGCUGCCUCCCCAGCUCGGCAGGGAAGAGCAGGAGGCAUAAGAGUGGAUUUCGAGAGAGACACUUCCAGGGGGUCGACUUCGGUGUCGUCUGCGAGGAAGCUGUCAUCCGCCGGCACCACCCCUCCACCUACCCGCGCACAGCGUGGAGGCGGCUGUCACGUGCAGGAGAGAGAGACGAGAAGAAGAGGUCUUGGUGAGGGAGGCGACGAUGGCAGCCAACAACACCACCAGCAUAGCGCAGGCACGGAAAGCGGUGGAACAGCUGAAGCUGGAGGCGAACAUGGACAGAAUUAAGGUAUCAAAAGCAGCAGCGGAUCUGAUGGCUUACUGCGAAAUCCACGCCAAGGACGAUCCUCUACUGUGCCCUGUCCCUGCCUCAGAAAACCCCUUUCGAGAAAAAAAACUAUUUUGUGUCAUCUUGUAGAGAGUGAGUGCCAAACAAUAAGAAACAAAAAAAUAACCUACACAGUAGAGAUUAAAAAAGUUAACGAAAAAAAUUGGAAGCCCCCAGCUACAUUUUACAAUACAGCAACGCUGGUGCAGAGAUCAUCAAGAAUGGUGGAAAAAUGAAGGCAGAAAAAGAGCAAAGCACGAGUCGAAUGAGGGGGGGAGGCUGCCUUACUGGGCAGAGCCACCCAGCUGGCCACAGCCGACGUCCGGUGGCUGAAACGAAAAAGCUUGACGAGCGGUCGUGAUCACAGACAUGUUUUAGGUAUUGCUUGUGUAAAAACAAAAAUAUGCCCCCCCCCCCCCCUAUCUGAAGUCUUUCCUUUUUUAUGAUUUGUAUGCCUUUGCAGGUGCUCACGAAGAGCUCCUUUCGCCUAGCUAAUGCGUAAAACUUGAUAACGGUGCAAUGGUAAAAGGUUGUUUUCCAUGACUGAAUGGACAAUAUUUUUAGGAUAGGUGACUGUUAUGUCAAUUGCGCUAUAGCAGUUUUAUAAUUACAGUAAUUGAAAUGUUGCCAUUAACUAUAUAUUAUCUUAUUUGACAAGGUGGCAAUGUAAAUACUUUUCACAAUUUUUAUUAUUUAAAAUGUGCAUGCAUCUAAACACUGAACACUGAAUGGGUAGACUUGCAAUUUUCCUUGCAGAAUGAUUUAGAAACGCAAGUGAAUUUCUUCGUAACAAUAUUUGGGUCUGCACCUCACUUUUGUCUUCUACCGUAUGCCUGUUAAGCCUGGUCAAUUUUGCUUUGAAUUUAAAUAAACUUUUGGUACUUACAUUUUGAUUUAAAGCUCUCGUGACUGCAGGGAUUCAUAUUCUUGGUUCUUUCGGUAAAGUCACAUAGAAGGGAAACAAUAAAAUAAUAAUUGUUUUAUAUUUUUAUAAUUUUAUUGUUUCCCUUCUACGUGGCUUUACCGAAAGAACCAAGAAUAUUUUGGUACUUAAAAUUAUCCAAGAUGCAGCUUUUAUGCAUCGUAUAAUAUUCCACCAAUUUACACUGCAGUUGUCCAUAAACGUUGUUACAGGCGUUAUGGUUUGAAUUACAUUUGUGACUUUGCAAUUUAUUGCCCAAAAUAAAAUGUCCAUCAUGGUAUAUCCUGAAAAAAGCCUGUGAUACUUCCAUUGUCAAUGUUGCCUCUAAUUGGAUGAUCAGUGAUAGCAAGAUAAACACUUAUUUUAUACACAGCAUCGUGGCGCGUGAUUGAACCCCCUUUUCCUGUUCAAUGAAGUGCAGGUGACUACAUGACCUAAAUAUCACAUAUGCAAUUGAAAUAUAGUAAUCAACAAAUGCACAUCCCUUUGUAAAUCUGCUGCUGGAUAUGAAUCAUAAUUUGCCAUUCUGGUCAGUGCGGGGUCGGUGGUGUGGACCAUUGAUAUAUUACCUACUGCCUACAACCCACAGACAAUAAUGCCUGUUAUAUGCAUGGUGAUCGCCUAGCUUCAGAGAUGCGACAAAGUCGGGUGAAUUCCAGGUGAUUUAGUAAAUGCCAUCAAACCAUAUAAAAUGGAAAUAUUCUAGAGCUAAAAAAAAACUCAUUGUGCAUUGAUAGCCACUUUUCUUGCCACUUGAUGGUGGACGUAAAUUUACUUUUAGUUUGUUUUGCACAACAUGUAUAUGUAUCUGCUCUGCUUGAUAUUGUACCCAAAAUGAGGAUGUGUUGUAUAUUUAAUUGUACAACUUUUAGUCAUUGAACGUUUACUACAUCUUAUUAACUUGUGUAUAUAUAAUAAAGUGUAAUCAGAAAUCUA
Petromyzon marinus (sea lamprey) is the source of this 3459-nucleotide messenger RNA. The record is from RefSeq and is a predicted model, not a curated record. Lineage: Eukaryota; Metazoa; Chordata; Hyperoartia; Petromyzontiformes; Petromyzontidae.